This is a messenger RNA of Glossina fuscipes, 1802 nucleotides long. Its product is annotated as kelch domain-containing protein 4. Gene Ontology annotation, molecular function: protein binding. The record is from RefSeq and is a predicted model, not a curated record. NCBI's taxonomy places the organism in Eukaryota, Metazoa, Arthropoda, Insecta, Diptera, Glossinidae. The coding region runs from base 181 to 1713 and encodes 510 amino acids. The transcript is spliced from 4 exons.
CGAACGCUGUGUUCACAUUGAACUUUUUUAUACACAUCCCAGCGAAUUUUCGGUUGUUAAUUUGCUGAUUAACAGAAGAAGAAGAGGAGAAUUAAUUACACGUGUAGCCUGUGAUAGCACUUUAAUUUAAUUAAUUUUGACCUUUCAAACAAAUUCGUACGGCCAGUUCCUUUUUAUAAAAUGGGGAAAAAAAAUAAGAAUAAGAAAAAAGGCAAAGGAGCCGAAAAAACUGCCAUGAAAACGGAUAAGAAAUUAGCUGCUAAGCAAAAAAAAAUGUUGAAGAAGUUAGAAGAGACUGAUAUAGUUGAGGUAAUUGGUAGAUUAGAAGAAGAAGAAGCUCGCAUUAAAAUACUUUCGGAAGAAAUUUGUGCCACCCCGCCUACACCACGCAGCAAUUUCACUUUGGUAGCACAUCCAGAAAAAGAAGAACUCAUACUAUUUGGCGGCGAAUUUUACAAUGGCCAGCGUGUCUGCGUCUAUAAUGAUUUGUUUUUUUAUAAUAUCAAUAAAAAUGAAUGGAAGCAAAUACGUUCUCCUCCCGGACCAGCGCCGCGUAGUGGCCAUCAGAUGGUCGCUGUGGCCACUAACUGUGGCCAAUUGUGGUUGUUUGGUGGCGAAUACGCAAGCCCCUCUCAGUUACAAUUCUAUCAUUAUAAAGACUUAUGGAUGAUGAGUUUAAAAACGCGUAAGUGGGAAAAAAUAACUACCUCCAAUGGACCAAGUGCCCGCAGCGGUCAUCGCAUGAUUGUUUUUAAAAAGAAGUUAUUUGUAUUUGGUGGUUUUUAUGACAACAAUCAGUCUUACAAUUACUUUAAUGACGUCCACAUAUUUUCUUUGGAAUCGUAUACCUGGUUACAAAUACAUAUUGAAGGACCUGUAAUACCGUCCCCACGUUCUGGAUGUUGUAUGGCUUCUACUCCUGACGGCAACAUACUCGUUUGGGGUGGUUAUUCAAAAGCAAAAAUAAAAAAAGAUGUCGACCGUGGCAUUACACAUACCGAUAUGUAUUUCUUAAUACCUAAUAAGAGCGAACAAGAUUCUACUAAAUACAAGUGGAUUGCCGCGAAAUCUAAUGGAUAUAAACCUCUUCCCCUAAGUGGCGUAUCGUGCACUUCAGCCCCAAAUGCUAUGGUGUAUAGUUUUGGUGGUGUUAUGGACGUGGAUGAGAAUGAGGAGGAUUUGCAUGGCCAGUUCGGGGACGAUUUGUUGGGCCUAGACUUAAACUCUUUAACCUGUCAUUUAAUAGACAUCUUUAAGAAAAAAAAAAUUCCAAGCAAACACCCAAAUAUGUGUUUACACGAAACGCUACCCAAGGCUGUAAACGCAACUUCUGCCACGACAACCGACGGUACUUUUACAGUAAGAGUAGCUGGCCCCGGCGUUUCCGCUUCUACUUCACUCGAAAUGCCUAGUUUCUUCCCAAACUACAAGUCAGACUCACUACCUUCACCCCGCAUGAAUGCCGGUUUAUGUGUAUGUAAAGGCGUACUGUAUGUAUAUGGCGGUUUGUUUGAGGAAGACAGUAAACAAUAUACUUUCAACGACUUAUAUGCUCUAAAUUUGCAUAAACCCAUAGAAUGGAAGGCAAUAAUACCGAAUAAUAUGAAUGUCCACGACUGGGUCGAUAGUGAAAGUAGUGAUUCAGAUGGCGAAGAUGAUGGCGAGGACAGUGGGGAAGAAACAAAAAGUGAAUCUGAAAUGGAGACAGAAUAAAAAACCAGGAAAUGCAAAUAUUUAGAAGCUCGCACUUUAUUUUUAAACAUCUUUAUUCUUAGCAAUAGAUAAAUGUUACUAUAUGAAAA